This is a messenger RNA of Conger conger (European conger), 2350 nucleotides long. Its product is annotated as cytochrome P450 2K1-like. Bases 230 to 1738 code for a protein of 502 amino acids. The record is from RefSeq and is a predicted model, not a curated record. Gene Ontology annotation, cellular component: cytoplasm; intracellular membrane-bounded organelle. The transcript is spliced from 9 exons. Gene Ontology annotation, molecular function: heme binding; oxidoreductase activity, acting on paired donors, with incorporation or reduction of molecular oxygen, reduced flavin or flavoprotein as one donor, and incorporation of one atom of oxygen; iron ion binding. Gene Ontology annotation, biological process: xenobiotic metabolic process. Lineage: Eukaryota; Metazoa; Chordata; Actinopteri; Anguilliformes; Congridae.
AGAGUGGUGAUGUUGUCGUCUCUUUCUCGCCAUUGCUCCAUCUCUAAUAGGAAAAAACACAAUUGCUGCUAUUAAAUGCCUGUUCUCGUUCUCUCCCCCUCCCUCUCAGGCAAAUAAGACGAAAUACGAUCUCUGCUACCCCUGCUACUAAUCUCUCUCUCUCUGUCUCUCUCUCUCAUUCUCGCUGUGCCUCUCCUGUGUUUGGGGCUGAUCUGUUCAGAGGGGAGCCAUGUUGGAGGAGAUUUUACCCCAGAUGCUCUCACCCUUGACCCCUCUGGGGGUGGUGCUGGUGCUGUUUUUGCUCUACCUGCUCUCCUCCACCCCUGGGCCUGGAAAAAGCCCACCGGGACCCAGACCCCUGCCUCUCCUCGGGAACCUGCUCCACCUGGACUUGAAACAGCUUCAUGUGUCUCUCUGUGAGCUGUCUAAGAAAUAUGGAUCUGUGUUCACUGUACACUUUGGUCCAAAGAAGGUGGUCAUUUUGACAGGCUACAAGACAGUGAAACAGGCGCUGGUCAACUACGCCGAACAGUUUGGAGACCGAGAAAUUCCUCCCAUGCUCAGAGAUGCUUUUCAAGGACACGGUGUUCUGUUUGCCAACGGAAACUCCUGGAAGGAGAUGAGACGCUUCUCCCUCUCUACCCUGCGAGACUUCGGAAUGGGCAAGAGGGGGAGCGAGGAGAAGAUCAUUGAGGAAUCACGGCACCUCAUCGAGGUGUUUGAGAAUUUUAUGGGUGAACCUUUCAACACCACUCAGGCAGUGAAUUGCUCCGCCUCCAACAUAAUCAGCUCUAUCAUGUAUGGCAGUUGCUUUGACUACGCUGACCCCAGCUUCCAAAAAAUGGUUGACAGCAACAAUGAAAAUAUCCAGCUGUAUGGUUCAGCGGAAAUACUGCUGUACAACACGUUCCCCUGGCUGCGCUGGUUUUGUGGCCGGUGGCUGGUGAAUCGGACCCAGAUUUUGAAGAACGACCAAUGCAACAUUGAGGAGAUCAAGGGUCUGGUGCAGGGACUGAAGGACACACUCAACCCCCAGGACCUCAGGGGAUUUGUGGACUCCUUCCUAGUUCAGCAGCAGAAGGAGUCAGACCAGCCAGAUUCCUACUUCCACAACGACAACUUGAACUUUACUGUCUACAACCUGUUUGCAGCAGGGACAGAUACCACUGGAACCACCCUGAGAUGGGGCCUGCUGUUGAUGGCCAAGUACCCCCACAUACAAGACCAGGUUCAGGAAGAGCUGAGUCGGGUCAUUGGGGACCGGGAACCCCGGGUGGAGGACCGGAGGAACCUGCCCUACACAGACGCUGUGAUCCACGAGAUCCAGAGAGUGGCUAACAUUGUACCCAUGAGCCUUUUCCACACCACCAGCUGUGAUGUCACCUUCCAGGGAUACGUCAUCAAGAAGGGAACUACGGUGAUCCCACUCCUGGCGUCAGUGCUGCAGGAUGAGGAAGAGUGGGAGACCCCCCACAGCUUCAACCCUGGCCACUUCCUGGAUGAGAAGGGCUGCUUCAUCAAGAGAGAUGCCUUCAUGCCCUUCUCUGCAGGGCGACGGGCCUGUCUGGGAGAGAGCCUGGCCAGGAUGGAGCUCUUCCUCUUCUUCACCUUCCUCCUGCAGAGGUUCUGCUUCACACCACCACCGGGCAUGUCAGAGGAUGAGCUGGACCUGACACCGUCUGUGGGGGCCACCCUCAACCCUUCUCCCCACCAGCUGUGUGCUGUGAGCCGGGCCUAAACCCCACUCCAGCUGUGUGCUGUGAGCCGGGCCUAAACCCCACUCCAGCUAUGUGCUGUGAGCUGGGCCUAAACCCCUCUCCAGCUGAUGGGUGUGAAUCUCACCUUUUCUGUUCUUCGCCAAACCUUUCUUGGUCAUGAGUUACAACAAAUGUUUGUAAGUCUCUCUGGAUAUUUGUGUCUGCUGGAUAUAUGUUACUAAAUAUACACUCAGUGAGCACCUGUGUGUGUAUGAAGUUCAUGCCAUUUGACAUUGAAUUGAAUUUUGGCAUUGAAUUCUGUUAUUUUACUGCAUUUUAAUCAGGUUUAAUUCCAUUCGUUAAAUGUCAAAUCAUGCAGAUUUUCAGAGAUUUAAAGCGAAUGGUGAAAACUGUUUAUAAACUUAAGCAAAUAAAUGUUGAAAAAGCCAAAUGUCUGUAUUGACUGAUCUCGGGCAACUCAGUUUUCAGGCGUGAUCACAUGAGCUGAAGUACAAAAGUCAAAGCAGGUAAUAAACAAGGAAGAUAUAUCUCAUUAAAAAUACAAUGAAGUUAAUUUAGGCAUAAGUUGAUUCCCCAAAAUGGGGUGUUAGAAGUGUGCCACCAUCCUAAACUUUGCAUAGGUUGAAGAUUGA